Messenger RNA from Aplysia californica (California sea hare), 2309 nucleotides. RefSeq lists its product as uncharacterized. The record is from RefSeq and is a predicted model, not a curated record. NCBI's taxonomy places the organism in Eukaryota, Metazoa, Mollusca, Gastropoda, Aplysiida, Aplysiidae.
CCACUGUGCCACUGUGAGUGGAUGUACAGAUACUCUAGAGAUAUUACGACAACAUCACGUGGAUCUAUGGGCGCCCAACCUCAAGGGAGACCAACCUCUUCAUGAGGCAGCACAGUCGGGCCAUCUGGGGCAAGUACUACAGCCCGUACGACGCUGCUCUCAUCAAAGGUCACUCAGAGGCCAAGGACGUUCUGGUGGGUGCCGGGGGUCGUCCGGGGUCGGAGGUGACGAGCCAUGCCGCCCAGACGAUACAGCUGAGCUACCGGUACCACAAGAAGAGGAAGAGCAAGUCGGGCGGUGAGCGGGCCAGUAGUGGGAAGUCUGCAGGGAGAAAGGUCAAGAAAGGAGGGAAGGAGAAGGAGAAGAAGGAGAAAGAAGAGGACAACUCCUCUACGUCAUCGAAAAAACAGAUAGAAGAGAAAGAGAAGACAGCUGAGAAAGAAGAGGAGGAGGUUGAAAAAUCGGAAGCUCAAAUCGUUAAAGACGAAGACACUGGAGAGGAGAAAGUCGACUUGUCAGCAGCGCCGCCUCAUGUAGCUGUGCCAACAGACGCACACCAACAAGAACACACCGAUGAACACAGUGCUGAACAAAGUGACCACCAGGAGACCGCCGAGUACGGCUCCACAGGCCCGGAGUACGUAGAGCGCGGCACACAGGUCACGUCUGUAGCUCUCAAGGCUGAGUUGUCCAACGUAAAAGAGGAGGAAAACCAGGGGAACGUGACAAAAGGGAAGACCAAGACCAAAAACUCCGCUGACGUGAAGGGGAAACGAAAAGAUAAAACCGGAUCAGCGAAAACUUCCCCGGAGAAACAAGGAGAUACUAAGGCGUCUGAUGAAAAGGUUGAGGACAAAGAUCCCGAGUCCACAUCGCCUGCAGCGACAUCUGAAGCAGCUACUGCGACAGGCGUGAGUCAAACCAGAACCGAGGGAGACACGAGACUCAACGGUGGGGAGUCGUAUGAAUCUCAAGGAGACGACACACGUCAUCAGACGGCAGCGACUGCCGGUCCCGACAGCCAAUCAGAGAGCGAGGAAUCUCACUCGGCGCGCUCUUCCUCUCACGGAAACGUUUCCGACAUCGAGUCGUCGAGCAGUGACGUCAUACGGCGCACUCGGGUUGUCCGGAAAUCCCCGAUUACCCGCAGCGCGAGGUACCCGGCCUCCAAACAGCGGGCUCGUGCUCAUACGGCCAAGGCCGCUAGUCCUGCGGGGAAGAAGCAAACGUCCUCAGACAGCUCAGAAAAGGCUUUCGCUGAAAAACAAAAAUCGGAGAAUGACAACUCUCGUAAAGAUCAACACGACAGCGGUAAAGAAGACGCGGAAGUGAAUAAGCGCACAACGCCCGUAGACGAAACGAAACCCCACGAACGCAACAACAACAACAGUAACGAUAACGACAAAAGUGCUGAAAAGACGAGCCUUAGAGACAGCGAUAAAGACGACAGGAGUCUCAACAAGACCGCAGUUGUCCCUCCCAUACGGACCUCACGCGACUCCGCGUCCCCUACUGCCAUGGGAUCUGCCAACGCCAAACCUACGACUGCUGCUGCCGACGAAAAGGCCCAAACGAACGGCCAUGACUCCGAAGUGUCGGGUAAGAAAUCGGACAGAAAGUCUGAACAUAAAGAGGAUUACAGUAGCGGUUCUGACAGUCGGAAAAAAGACACGUCUAUACCGCCUCUGAAGAUCUCCAAAGAUUCUAAAAACAAAAGUGCCAUGCGGAACAAGCGCCCCGGAAAUGAAAAGAAGGGUCAACUGAGAGCGCCAGCAGGCAGUUCCAAGAAAGACCAUUACAGUAGUAGCUCUGACGGCCUUCACCUUGAUAUUGACCGUGACCCCCCAACAGAUCAGAGGUUAGAGCCGGCGACGGAGAAGAAAAGAAGCCUAGCGGACAAGGGGGAUCGGAACCCUCGCACACGGGCUCAGUGCAGAGUUUCCCUCGACCACACCCACAACAAAGACGUCGCGAGAUGACGACACUGGAGGAACGCACGCCCAGGGGCGAUGAGAACUCCCCGCAUGGCAACGGAGUCCUUAGCAACCACAGCAGCAACAACACCACGGCGAGGAACAACAACAACAACAACAACAACAACAACAACAACAACAACAAUUACAAUAACACGCGGCUCAGCAGGGCUCAGACUGCACACGGGCGGAUAAAUCUGCACAGAGAGUGAGUGUGGGGAAAUAUUUACUCAGUAGCUUCCCUUUGUAUAUAAUUUGUCUACCGUACGUGAAGAGGACACAACUCAUACAUUGUAUUCUUAUUGUUAACUAGCUGGACCCCUUUUCAAUGACAGG